Molecule: messenger RNA, 2350 nt
Organism: Platichthys flesus (European flounder)
Lineage: Eukaryota; Metazoa; Chordata; Actinopteri; Pleuronectiformes; Pleuronectidae
Gene: slc61a1
Product: major facilitator superfamily domain containing 5
Exons: 2
Coding region: 292-1737 (481 amino acids)
Biological process (GO): molybdate ion transport
Cellular component (GO): membrane
Molecular function (GO): molybdate ion transmembrane transporter activity
Source: RefSeq, a predicted model, not a curated record
UGUUUGCUAAUACAGACAAGCUAGCUUAGCCGUAUCCUCCACCAUCAGUUAGCUAGAUAAGUGUAAUGUUACCGAUUCUUAGGUCCUCGUCUCUACUAUGGGACUGCAGUCAAAUGACACGGUAAGAGAUGCCAUGUGGCAUAACACUGGGUAAAGAGGAUAACUAACUAAACGGCGGCGCAAGUUACAACGAUUCUACUUGAGUAGCAGGUGCUGAGAAACAGAAAGACGAGAGUUGCCAACAGCCCCAGACCCCUCGUUUGACCUCAAGUGGGUGCAGUUAAUCACAACAUGUUGGUGACUGCCUAUCUUGCCAUCAUUUUCCUGGUUGCUCUGUGUGUCGCCCUCGAGGUCACUGCACGCCGCCUCACCCCACCUCAGUCUACCCCAACCGCACAAGCCAACCCGGCCUUCCGUCGCUUCCAGAGCAUAUUCCUCCGUGCAUACCUGUUGGCUCUGUGGGCAGACUGGCUCCAGGGUCCUUACCUCUACAAACUCUACCGACACUACAGCUUCCUGGAAUCCCAAAUAGCCAUCUUAUAUGUGUGUGGCCUGGCUUCCUGUGUUCUGUUUGCUCCCAUUUCAGGCUGGCUCCCGCAAGUCUUGGGCCGCAGACAGACAUGUCUUCUCUUCUGCCUGUCCUACUCAGCUUGUUGUCUCACCAAGCUGUCCAGAGAUUACUUUGUUUUGAUUGGGGGCCGUGUCCUGGGGGGUCUGUCCACGUCCCUGCUUGCCACCACAUUUGAAUCCUGGUACGUGCACCGACAUGUAGAUGUUCAUGAUUUUCCAAAGGAGUGGAUCCCCAGCACCUUCACUAAGGCGGCUACUUGGAACCACGGACUUGCCGUUGCAGCGGGACUGGUAGCCAACAUGCUUGCCGAGUGGCUGCACCUGGGGCCGGUGGCUCCCUUUCUCCUGGCUGUCCCCUGCCUGGCGUGCUGUGGCUGGGUUGUGCUAACAGACUGGGGCAAGGAAGAAACUGAAGGAGGUCCUGAAGGGGACAAACAGACACUGCUUGGGACUUCAAUUGGAGGUGCGACACGUUUGUCUGCAAAGGCCCGGUUCACACGCAGCUGCCAAGAGGGGCUACGCUGCCUGCUUUCAGACAGGAGAGUUAUUCUCUUGGGAGGAGUGCAAGCUCUGUUUGAAAGUGUCCUCUACGUCUUUGUUUUCCUGUGGACCCCAGUACUGGACCCUCAUGGGGCCCCUUUAGGAAUAGUUUUCUCUUGCCUGAUGGCUGCCAGUAUGGUUGGCUCCUUGCUGUACCGCCUAGCCACCUCCUCUCGUUACCGUCUCCAGCCCGGCCAUGUGCUCUGCCUGGCUGUGCUGAUGGCUUUCUUCUCUUUCUUCAUGCUGACCUUUUCCACCGCUGCCGGCCAGCCUCGACCUCAUGAAUCCUUCGUGGCCUUCCUGCUGUUGGAGCUGGCCUCUGGCCUCUACUUCCCAGCAUUCAGUUUUCUCCAGGGCAGGGUUAUCCCAGAGGAGAAGCGGGCUGGUGUGCUGGCCUGGUUCCGUGUGCCUCUGCACCUGCUGGCCUGCCUCGGGUUGCUGGCCCUCCAUGGAGAGGUAUCGGGAGAUGGCGGAGGGGAGGCUGGCAGCGGCACCAGACACAUGUUUGGAGGCUGUGCCGUCAUGAUGCUGGCAGCUUUGAUGGCUGUAGUUAGUCUGUUCACUCUGGGCAGAAAUGACACAGACCUUAAACUGGAGGAAACCAGAGAGGAGGGGGAGAUGUACUGAGGAGAUUGACCCCAAUCAUUUGUGCUUUGAAAUGAGUUAUACCAGUUUUGUGAAACUGAAAGUAUAAAGCUAAUGUGAAUGAACAGAUUAAAGAGAUGUCUGCAUCUUGCCAAAUGUAUCAGUGAAGAAAAUCAAAGGUCAAAGGGUUGUUUGGGAGACACAAUUUAAACAAUAUUUCCAUUUUUAUAUGUUACUUUUGCUUUUUGGGAAAGGCUAUUAUCAGUCCUGUCUGUUUAGGGAUGUUGAUGGAACGUGGUCAUAUCAACGUUCCUUUUUUAUCAUUCCAUUCAUUAUUUCAUAUAACAUGCAAUUGACUCAACGUGUCCAUCACAGGAUCCAGCAUAAUGAAUUUCACCUGCUACUGGGGAUCAGUCAUUCUGCAGCUUUAUCAAAUGGAAAGACAUUAAUUUAAAGUGGGCAAAAUAAAUAUCCAAAGAAAUAAGACCAUGACUAAACUGUAGAUCUGAAUUUCAUUUUUUACAUUACUUCCUGCACUGUACUUUGGAUUCUGAAUGUUUGUUUUAAUUCAGGUUUACUCUACAUGCACCAUCUUAGGGAUAUUUUCUAUGUGUCUCUCUUCAUGAAACUUGUAAAUAAAAUCAGUAAUAUUGUA